This is a messenger RNA of Sciurus carolinensis (gray squirrel), 3707 nucleotides long. It is a transcript of the gene Gng4, whose product is annotated as G protein subunit gamma 4. The coding region runs from base 483 to 716 and encodes 77 amino acids. NCBI's taxonomy places the organism in Eukaryota, Metazoa, Chordata, Mammalia, Rodentia, Sciuridae. Gene Ontology annotation, biological process: G protein-coupled receptor signaling pathway. The record is from RefSeq and is a predicted model, not a curated record. The transcript has 4 exons. Gene Ontology annotation, molecular function: G-protein beta-subunit binding. Gene Ontology annotation, cellular component: heterotrimeric G-protein complex.
GCCCACCCAUCAGCCACACCCACCUUCAGCUACACUUUCAUGCAAAGAACAGGCCCCAGGUUGCAACUGCAAGGGGUGGGCCCUCGGGUCCCCCUGGCAGACACCCGCUUCCACAGUAAAAGCAGAGUGAAUUGACACAAAAGCCGUGAAUACCACACCUACCAGGGGCUCAGUCUAGUCACUCUAGGACACUCUGGGGAGAAUAGACCAGGCUCUAAAAAGGCCCACACUGAAGAAUGGAAGAGAAAUUCCUCCCCACCGAUGCAUAAAAUCCAACACAGGAACACAAGAAAUAUGAGAAAACAAGUUGACACGACACCCCCCAAAGUUCAUCAUUCACCAGCAGCUGACUCCAAGGAUAUUGAGGUGAGCCCCAAAGCCGGAGCCCCGAUCAGCCUCCAGCUGACACCUGACUGCUGCCACCACCGCCUGUGUCCCCUGCCCGUGCCUGACACUGUGCCACCUCUCAGCAGGGCAGCAGGAUGAGGGAGGCCGUGUCCACGGCCAACAGCAGCACCACCAGCAUCUCCCAGGCCCGGAGAGCCGUGGAGCAGCUGAAGAUGGAGGCCUGCAUGGACCGGGUGAAGGUCUCCCAGGCAGCCGCGGACCUCCUGGCCUACUGUGAAGCCCACGUGCGGGAAGACCCCCUCAUCAUCCCGGUGCCCGCGUCGGAGAACCCCUUCCGGGAGAAGAAGUUCUUCUGCACCAUCCUUUAGCCCUAGUGAUGAGCGUCCCUCCUCUGUCCUCAGAGCCCGUGGAGACCACGCAUGCUCAGCCCCGGGGAGCGCCUGCCCCCACCCCCGCCCAGCCCUCCGAGGCCGGCUCGCCUCGGUUUUUCAUGUUUUCUUCCUGACAUUCCAUUUCUUUUUAUUUGUUUUCUUUCAUUUUUACGUUAUUUUCAUUAGUGGCAAAGAGAAAUAGACAUUUUUAUAGCCAAUAACAAAUGUGCCGUGUAAACGUAAGAUGGAUUUAAGGGUUUACGGUUUUUAAACAUCAAUUCCCAAGUUUAAAUACACGUAGUAAUGAAUUUAUCGGACAAUUUAUUGAAAUGAAGAAGGGAGCCCAAGUAGUCCCCACUUCCGGUAACUCAGCAUCAGCCGAGGACAUUUCCACCCACGCAAUGCUCCCCGAUGCCCGGGCACAGCAGCGCUGGGGUCCCCGCGCCUGUGCCCGCGGGCCCUGCAACUUCCCGGCCCUGCGUCUCAGGCGGCGCAGCCCAGCCCCUGCUGGAUGGCCCUUGCCUCCCGUCGCUUCUCAGCGACCUCUGUGCGGUGGUCCUCUUCCAAAGGUAGCCGUGGGGUAGCCACUGGCCGCCUGAACACUGUCGGUGCUCCAGGCAGACCCGCGGGCCUCCACCGCACCUCUCCCUGCUGCCUCCUGCUCUGGCUCCAGCCAUCCACAGGGCCCUGGCGGGGUACAGCACGGCUCCAAAGCGGGCUCAGCAGGGCGACCCAGCCCCCAGGCAGCAGAGUGGCACCCUCAUGGUGGGCUGCCCGCUGAUCUAAUCUUGGCUCUUGAAUCCUCCAACCUUGAGGACCGCGAGUGUAGGUCUGCCUUGGAGGGAGGAGGGCAGGCGUGGGAGACAUGCGCUCUGCCCGGGCCAGAGUGACACACCAUGACGGGAAAACUGGACUCGGUGCAGGCGUUCAGCCGGGCCCUCCCGGCCGCCCUGAGCUGCGACACCUUCCAGGUUCACCUGUUGCAGGUGGGCAGCUCCGUCAGCAGCACACUUCUCCUCCUCUCUGCAGCCUGCCCAGCCUGGAUGGGGGCAGCUCAUGGACGAUGAGGCCUGACCGAAAGAGCCAGAGACAGCCCGAGUUAGCCGGGGCUCUCUGAGCAGGCUGCUGGCCCCUGAUGGAGCGGGAGGAGGAGCCAUGGGAGCCAGCGCUGUGGGUCUAGAAUCCUGUCCUCCCUGCCUGGCUGCGGCAGGGCCUCCCUGUGUGCUGUGGGCAAGCCUGGGGUGCCCAGCUGUUUCAACCUGCAAGUGGGGGGCGGUGGAUUUCCUGCCUGUCUGGAAGGAAAUUGAGGAAAGCUUGGAUUAUGCUUAAAACACAUACACAUACUAAACGCCAAGGCGCAAUGUAGAGACCAAUGUGGGACUUCCAAGAUCCCCCAGCUCAGAUGGAUGAAGAGUAUAAAAUUGCCUGCAAAGAGGCAAAUAUAAUUUUCAGAUCAACUAAUGACUUGCUCCCCUGGUGUAUGGUUUUAGCACACUGUCAUCCCUUAGUUUCCAUAGGCUCACUGAUGGCACCAGGGUUGUCAGGAGGCCAUCUGCUCAGACUGCAGAAUUGUACACUGAAGGCGGUGAUGAACCUUCCGUCCUUCUGCAGUUGGGGCUGUGACCAGGACCUCUUUAUUCUGUGGUCCAUGUCAGCGUCAUUAGCCUGAUAAAGCAAAACACAAUCCAUAAAAGCACAACAGAGAAGCCAAGAAAGUGGGUCGGCACAGAUAAUGGCAAAACCAGGUCAAGAGUAAAAUGUGCUUUGCAUCUUCCACCAGACUCUCCCCCCAUUUGUUUUGCUGUCCGUCCCUCUGCGCUCCAUCUUCCUUUUCUCUCUCCUCUGCCCUUUUCCAGUUCUCUGACAGUCCCCUGCCAGAGGCCUUUCUGUUCUUUCACACCCCACUUCCAGACCUCCGGCAGUUUCUGCAGGCCACCCCUGCAGGUGUUCCUGCGCUCCCCUCACCUGGGGACUGUGAGCUGCCCAUCUCCAUCAUCAGUGAAGAUGAAUGACAGAAGCUGCCGCCAUGUGGACUGCAGCUGUGUCGGGCGGUUGCCAUGUCAUAUUUUCAGCUUCCUGUAGGGGGUGUCGCCCCUUUCAUAUGAAUUUAGUGGGAUGUGGUACCCAGUUCCCACGACGGAAGCUGGAGUGGGUGGGUGUUCCCUGUCUCUCAGGUGCCCCCUCUCCUACUCUGUACUAGUCAGGGGAUGGUCAGUGACCCAGGCAGUUUACCUGGACCCCACAGCUUGGUGCUGUGACCCUGGAGCAGAUGACACAGAAAUGGAGCCAUGCCAAGAAUCAUCUCAUGGAAGCUGCAGUGGUCCUGGGAUGGCAAAAGCCCAGCAAGAGAAGGGUGUAGGGUUGCCAGACUGCAGGGUGCAUGUCCACUGGGACAGCAGGGUCCUGGGCCUCACUGAUCUGCCUUGUCCGUCUUCUAUGUCCCUUCUAGCUCCUGUUAAUUCUUUGAGCCUCCAAGCUCCAUUCAGUAAAUUCUUCAUUCUUCCAUGAAAUAGCCCGAGUUGGAUGGAAAUACCAUGUUACCUAAUAAUUCCUAGGUAUAGUCCCACAAGAAAUGUGUACAUAAAUUCAUUAAAAGAAACCUAGAAUGUUCCUGGAAGCACUGUUCAUAAAAACCCCAAAUGGGAAAGCACCCAAAUGCCAUGUUGAUUGGAUAAACAUGGUCUGCUGCUCCAACCCAAAGCCUAGAGGUGAGCCAGGUAAGAUGAUUACCCACCAUCGAUCCCAUUUUUAUGAAGCAUGAAACCUGGCAAUCCAAGUUGCAAGGAGAGAUAGGAGGCCCUGCUACUCCAGAGUCACUACCAAGGGAAGAGUCACCAAGGGAACAGAAACCAGGGGCAGGAGGGAGCUUCCAGGAUGCUCUGAUUCUGGAUCCGGCUGCCGUUCACCUGCGUGUGUUCUGUUUGUGAAAAUUCUUCCAGCUGUAGACUUUGGAUUUGGGUGCUUUUCUGUACGUAUGUUACACUUCAA